Molecule: messenger RNA, 502 nt
Organism: Branchiostoma floridae (Florida lancelet)
Lineage: Eukaryota; Metazoa; Chordata; Leptocardii; Amphioxiformes; Branchiostomatidae
Exons: 5
Coding region: 92-502 (136 amino acids)
Source: RefSeq, a predicted model, not a curated record
UGCUUAUCAUAUAUCCAUAUAUCAAUUAAGGAUAAGAUAUAAUUUGGAAAAAGAGAAAUAUGGAGCAGCAGUCCUUGUAUCUUUGCCAGGAAUGGUCCAGGUUUCAUGCAUCUCAAACUUUUCCUCCAAUAGGAUCACUGAGCAGACUGACAUCGCUGAAAAGCUCCAAAUGGAAAAAGAGGCCCUCCUAGCUGAGCAAAAACAGGUGACUGAAGAAACCAACAACGCUGCCACCUGGUUAAAGAAGGCAAACAAAAAACUGCUGGUCGAGCAGAAACACUUCAACAAGUACCUAAGUGGUCAUCACGUGAACACCCCAAAACCUCACACCGCAGAACCACCACCGAUCACCAGGUGCCCCCAACACCUUGCUGGUGGUGAUGACCUCGAUACAGAUGCCUUUAUUACAAUAUCGCUGGAGGCGCAACUCAUCGCUGAGAGACUAGAAAUUUCCACCAAAGACCAUCAGAUCAUAGAGCUGAAGAAUGAACUAGUCAGGUAG